Molecule: messenger RNA, 1287 nt
Organism: Talaromyces stipitatus ATCC 10500
Lineage: Eukaryota; Fungi; Ascomycota; Eurotiomycetes; Eurotiales; Trichocomaceae
Exons: 3
Coding region: 1-1287 (428 amino acids)
Source: RefSeq, a predicted model, not a curated record
AUGCUCGCGCGACGAGACCAAGAGAAUCUGGUGCACUCGCACCAGGUGACUGCGGCAUCCAAACCCUUGAAUCAAAGCGUUCGACAGCUACAACCAAAGACUCCUGGCAAUAAAGCCCCGAAAACUCCAUUCAAGGUCCCGCUACACGAUGAAAACGAACCACUACCAUUUGGAAAGAAUACCGUGAAAGGUAAUGGAGGACUGAGGAAAGUUGGAAAUGACGCCUUCGUCACGCCGUUGGGUCCUCGAAAUCGCGCCCCUCUCGGAGCCAAAACGACAAACGCCAAGGCAGCGACAUUCAAGACUCCCGGUCGGCAGUCCGACUCCUUGAAGACACAGAAAACCAAACACAGAGGUUCCAGUACCAAGAAGCCAAAGAAGGCGGAAAUCGAAGUUCAUCAAGCUCAACCACAAGUUGUCGAUGCGUCCGACGUCGAUGAUGUUCCUGAUGUUGAGUAUGCGCCACCCAAACCGAAAGACUUACCUGAUCCUCCGGAAGAUAUUACCUACGACACCACGUAUCCCCAAUUCAGAGGACGCAAUAUGACUCGGGGCUGGGGGGAGAUCUACUUGCGAGAGGAAAUCGGCGAAGAUGGCCUUACUGCUCGUCAACGCAAAUUCCAGGAGGCGUCACUUGCUUCCGAGAGGAAGUUGGACGAGAUGAUUCAGAAUGAAGUUGACGCUAUCAACUUGCAGGAUCUUCUCCUAAUUGACGAGCCUGAAUUGCGCCGCGGAACUGGUUUCACUGAGGCACAGAAAAAGGAACAACCUCAGAGUUCAACGGCCGUGUUACCAACACGGGCAAGUACUCUGAAAGCACGCAAUGCUGCGGCUGCUCUUUCCAGACCGGGAUCCUCUGCGACGGUUCGCAGCGACAGUACCAGGUCUUCUUCGGCAACGGCCAAAACCAGCAGUUUGUCAUCAUUUCUUCCAGCGAAGAAAAAGACUCUUACUCCCAAGACCAAUGGGUCAAACACUCGACAUGCUAUUGCUACGGCCAGCUCGCGUACCUCUGUAGGCUACUCCAGAGGCAGAUCAGUGGCGUCUGCCCUUUCGAACAAGCCCACCGUCAGUGGGAAGAUACCGGCUAAGCCGAAAGCCGUCAUCAGCCCGGAAACAUACGUGCAACUCUAUGGAGCCCCUCCGUUUGGAAGUGAGAUGUGGGAUCGUUGCAAAGCAGCAGAUUGCCUGCCGGAGGAUGAGGUUGUCCCUGGCCGCGAUGAAGAUUUCGGUCUUCCCCUUUUCGAAGAGGACGAAGAGACACGAAACUUCCAACUCACUUUGUAA